AUGAAGCUCUCCUUCUCAAUUCCAUCAAAAUCCAAAUCAAAACCAAAACCAGUCGCAGACAAAGAUCAAUCAGAUGAUAACAACACCAAACAAUAUGUCACCGAAUUCGAUCCCACAGAAACCCUACAACCUCAAAACGCUCAAACUCCAAUUAUCCAACCUAUACAGAACGAAUACCGACCCCACAAAAAAAUGAAAAACAUCGACCUCCCUCUCCAUCCCGACUCCUCCACCGACCUCUGUUUCGAACGCGAAACUCUCUCCUCGGAUCCCGCUGCCGGCGCCUCCGAUUCCAUCUCGUUCGGCCUCAAUCUCCGCCACUCCACCGCCUCCGACUCCACACAAACCCAAGAAGCUACAGUUGAGGAUGUGAUGUUGGAGAAGCUGAGGUAUGAUUUGAAGAGGUUGCCAGAGCAUCGAGGGUCUGAGGAGUUUGAAGAAAUGCCGGUUGAGGAUUUUGCCAAGGCGUUGCUCAAGGGUUAUGGUUGGCAUGAAGGGAGAGGUGUUGGUAAGAAUGCUAAAGAAGAUGUUAAAGUCAAGCAGUACACCAAAAGAACUGAUAAAGAAGGUUUGGGAUUCUUGGCUGCUUCACAUGAUUCUAAAAGUAGCAAUAAAAGUAGUAACUUCAGCAGUACUAAUGGUAAUGGUAAUGUUAGUAGUGGUGGUAGUGUUACUGUUGAACAGAGAGAAAGAGAGAGGAAUAAAGACGGGUUUUUUGUGGGUAAAGAAAUUAGAGUGAUUAGUGGUAAAAAGGAGAAUCUGGGGUUGAAAGGUAAGAUUGUUGAGAGAUUGGGUUUGGAUUCACUUGUUUUGAGGGUAGAAAAGAGUGGGGAGUGUGUGAAGGUUCGGGUUUCUGAUGUUGCAGAAUUGGGGUCGACAAAAGAGGAGAAAUGCUUGAAGGAAUUAAAGGAGUUAAAGAUUAGAGAAGAGAAGAAAUUGGGUGAUUGGGAUAGGGAACGAAAGCCCGUUAAUAAGCGGAGUGUAGAGAGUAGAGAAAGUUCGAAAUUUGGGAAUGAUGGCAUUGGUAAAGAGAGAGGAGUUCAGUGGCUUAGGAGUCAUAUUCGGGUUAGGAUAAUUAGUAAGGAAUUGAAAGGGGGUAAAUUAUAUUUGAAGAAAGGGGAGGUGGUGGAUGUGGUUGGGCCUUAUAAGUGUGAUAUAAGCAUGGAUGAGAGUAGGGAGUUGGUGCAAAGUGUGGAUCAGGAUCUUCUUGAGACUGCAUUGCCACGUCGUGGAGGUCCAGUUCUGGUUCUUUAUGGGAAGCAUAAGGGAGCUUAUGGGAAUUUGGUUCAAAGAGACUUGGAUAAAGAGAUUGGGGUUGUUCAGGAUUCUGGUAGCCAUGAGCUGCUUAAUGUCAAACUCGAGCAAAUUGCAGACGAAUCCUGGCAGUUUUCAAUGGAAUCAGUACUGGUGGGCAGCAGUGGACAACUACGUGGACUAACGCACACAAUCUCAAAGCUUGGGCAUAAUAAACUCCCUCUUCUUCCCUCUCUCUUCCCCAGUUCAACUACCACCAGCACAACGCCCGUUACAUUUUCUCCAUUUCGGCCCUUCGCUUCCAGAAAGAGGAGGCUUAAUAAGAAAUCAAGUUCCAGUGGAUUGAUGUCUAAAAUGGCUGAUCAUGAUCAAGCCAAGGUAGCAUCCGCUGAUGUUGUAUCCGGGGAUAUGAUUUUUCAGCCUAUCUUGGAGGAUGGGAUUUUUCGAUUUGAUUGUUCUGUAGAUUCUAGAGUUGCUGCACAUCCCAGUCUUUCAUUCAUCAAUAGCAAAGAUAGGGACACACCAAUCGUGAGUCAUAGUGUUCCUUCAUACACUCCUGCUUUUGAACGUGUUUCUGGGCAGCAGAUUGUUAAACUCGAGUUUCCUGUUGGUACCUCCUUUUAUGGAACUGGAGAAGUUAGUGGACAGCUUGAGAGGACUGGAAAAAGAGUUUUCACAUGGAACACGGAUGCGUGGGGUUAUGGUUCAGGAACUACAUCGUUGUACCAGUCACAUCCUUGGGUACUGGCUGUUCUUCCGAAUGGAGAGGCAUUAGGUGUUCUUGCUGACACCACACUACGCUGUGAGAUUGAUCUGAGGAAGGAAUCAAUAAUUCAGUUCAUUGCUCCAUCAUCGUAUCCUGUUAUGACAUUUGGUCCAUUUGCUUCACCCACUGAUGUUCUGAAAUCUUUAUCCCAUGCCACUGGAACUGCUUUUAUGCCUCCGAAGUGGUCAUUAGGCUAUCAUCAAUGCCGGUGGAGCUAUGAUUCAGACGAGAGAGUUCGUGAGAUUGCCAGAACUUUUCGGGAGAAGGGCAUACCAUGUGAUGUUAUCUGGAUGGAUAUUGACUACAUGGAUGGUUUUCGCUGUUUCACAUUUGACCAGGCAUGUACUUUGCUUGAUGAUCGUUUUCUUGACAAGUUCAUUGUAUUUGAUAAGAGGGAACGUUUUCGAGAUCCACAAUCUUUGGUAAAAGAUCUCCAUGAUAAUGGUUUUAAAGCGAUUUGGAUGCUAGACCCUGGUAUCAAGAAAGAAGAAGGUUAUUUGACCUAUGACAGUGGUUCUCAAAAUGAUUUAUGGAUCAAGAAAGCAGAUGGAGAGCCAUUUGUUGGGGAGGUGUGGCCUGGGCCCUGUGUUUUUCCUGAUUUCACGCAAUCAAAAGUUCGCUCUUGGUGGGCUAGUUUAGUUAAAGAUUUUACGUCUAAUGGUGUUGAUGGCAUAUGGAAUGAUAUGAAUGAGCCAGCUGUUUUCAAGACUGUCACAAAGACGAUGCCUGAGAGCAAUUUUCAUCAAGGAGAUGAAGAAAUUGGAGGUUGUCAGAAUCACUCGUACUAUCACAAUGUAUAUGGCAUGCUUAUGGCAAGAUCAACAUAUGAAGGCAUGAAGUUAGCUAAUGAAAAGAAGCGUCCUUUUGUACUCACGAGAGCUGGAUUUAUUGGUAGUCAAAGGUAUGCUGCAACAUGGACAGGUGAUAACCUUUCAAACUGGGAGCACUUACACAUGUCUAUCUCCAUGGUACUUCAAUUGGGACUCAGUGGUCAGCCACUCUCUGGACCUGAUAUUGGUGGAUUUGCUGGAAAUGCAACACCCAAGCUUUUUGGAAGGUGGAUGGGUGUGGGGGCUAUGUUUCCUUUCUGCCGUGGGCAUUCUGAAAAGGGCACAAAUGAUCAUGAGCCAUGGUCUUUUGGGGAACAGUGUGAAGAAGUUUGCCGUCUAGCAUUGAAGAGGCGUUAUCGACUUCUACCACAUAUAUACACUCUGUUUUAUAUGGCUCACACAGCAGGUACCCUGGUGGCAACCCCAACUUUCUUUGCUGAUCCAAAAGAUCCUGGCUUAAGGACCACCGAGAAUUCCUUCCUUCUGGGUCCUCUUCUUGUCUAUUCAAGCACCAUUGCUGAUCAGGGAAUAGAUAAAUUGCAUCCAGUGCUGCCCAAGGGAAUCUGGUUGAGAUUUGAUUUUGAUGAUUCACAUCCGGAUUUACCAACAUUAUAUUUGCAAGGAGGAUCGAUAAUUCCUUUGGCUCCCCCUCAUCAGCAUGUUGGUGAAGCUAAUCUGUCAGAUGACUUGACGCUCCUUGUUGCUUUAGAUCAAAAUGGGCUUGCUGAAGGAGUACUAUUUGAAGAUGAAGGUGAUGGAUAUGAAUUCACCAGAGGUGGAUAUCUGUUGACACACUAUGUUGCUGAACUUAAAUCUUCAGUUGUUACUGUCAGAGUUUCCAAAGUAGAAGGAUCAUGGAAGAGGCCCAAACGCCGUCUGCAUGUGUGCUUAUUGCUUGGUGGAUGUGCAAUGCUUGACUCAUGGGGCAUGGAUGGAGAUGUCCUGAAAAUCAAUAUGCCCACAGAAGUUGAAGUUUCUACACUGGUGUCCGCCAGCGAGAAACAAUACAGGACUCGGUUAGGUAUUGUUACUUCUUUCGGGCCGUCAUUUUGUCCCCUCAUAGAUAACUUUUUAACUGCAGAAUGUGCUAAGCAUAUUCCAGUGGAGGAAGAGAUUUCUGGACCCAAGGGAGUGGAGCUUUCAAGGGUCCCUAUUGAAUUGAAAAAUGGUGAUUGGACUGUUAAGUGGCUUCAUAGCAGGGUUGAGAUUGAUGGAUAUGAAGAGUAUAGUGGCAUUGAGUACCGGUCUGCAGGAUGUUCUGAAGAAUAUAAUGUCAUCGAGUAA
Messenger RNA from Dovyalis caffra, 4134 nucleotides. The record is from the annotation of a GenBank genome assembly. NCBI's taxonomy places the organism in Eukaryota, Viridiplantae, Streptophyta, Magnoliopsida, Malpighiales, Salicaceae.